AUGGCAGUGCCAAUCUCUCCACAGCGGGCCGGACAUAUCGUUGCCCUGGAGGGCCCCUCCGAACUCGUCUCGACUCAGCUGCGUCUUCUGCCACCUUCUCAACAUCUCCUCAUCCUCCCCGGCCUUCAACAUUACUUGAGGGGAGCCAGCUCAGACACACCCUUCAAUCCCAGUGAGCUCAUCCACCGAUACCACACAGCUGCCCAGACUCGGCAUGCAAAGGCUCUCGAGUUCUUGCACCCUUCCGAGCCAGCAACCGAUAAUCGGAUCGUCUUCCUGCACGGCGGAACCAUGUCGGCCCAGGUGUCAUGUCUCUCAGCCAUCAUGGAGCACCAGACGGACGGGGAUAUCGAAGAGGCCUAUGCCACCUUCAUCCGGCUGGCGAGAAAUGGGGUUGCUAAGCUAUCGCCAACGACACUCUCAUAUCCAUCGACUUGCGAGUUAUCAGAGAACAUGGAACAGGAUGAGCCUCCAGAGCCGGAAGGGUCGAGCGAGGGGCAAGGACCGCCAGAUGCAUGGGCAGGGUGCAUGCAUGUCGCCGACGACGACAUCAUCGAGGACCGCAUCAUCCGGGCCAUGAGAGCAGCAGAUGCGCUUGACAAGGAGACCGAGUUCCUCCAACCCACGACUCCCAACGUGGACCUCACAGUCAAGCUGGUCGACAUCCCCUCGCGGUCCAAGAACCGGCCAGUUCCAAGUGCCGACGGAGCUUCCGAAACUCUUCGGCGUUCCAGAUCCGCCGACGCUAAGGCGUCUAUUUUAGCGGAACCCGCUCUCCACGUUUCACCUGAAACAAAACCGGCGGAAGAAGCCGACUUAACCGCGCAGCGAAAACCGCCGCUGAAGAUCCGCAUCCCGUCGCCGCCGAUCCCCUGGGUUGGUGAAGUUGCGGCCGGCAACGUCCAUCAGCUGCAGGGCCGAUCAUACGAACCUGCUUUCCACGUGACAACGCGGACGUUCAAGCCAAAUUUGUCGCCCACGCGGGAGUCAGAGAGCGAUCGCGCCCAUGACGAGACAUCCGGGGCCGGCCCAGACUCACAAGGCGAGUCCUUACCUCAGCAAGAGGCGGCCGUCGAUCCAAGCGAACCGGGGAUUGUGCAAGCAACUGAGACAGAGAGUGAACCUUUUGAGUCUGUGUUGCCAAUGCUGGAGGAUCUGGUCGUGUUUUACACCCAUGCGACAACAGACGACCUGCACGACUUUGUAGUGCGACGUCUGAGCGAAGUUUGCAAGACUCCACGAUUACCAAUAUCUGUCCCUGCGUCACCGGUCCAUGACGCUUUCCAAGGCAGAAGUCACUUGAUACUGGGGGAAGACCAGGAAGUCAACGACACCAGGUUUGAAGAUGAACAUACCAGCGGUGUCUCGCCGUGGCUAGGGAAGGACCUGGUCCAUGGCCUGCCCACACCAAACCACUCGCCGACGUCCUCGGACCUUACAUCCAAAGCCACGCCUUUUAGUACGAAAGUGUUCAGCAUCAGCAUGGAUGAAGAGACCGCCGUCUCCAUCCAGAACUUCCUGCGAUCGUACAUGGGCUCCCAAUUCGGCCUGCAAAACCAGCAUACUUCACCCACUAACAGUGCCGAGUUUCUGUCUGAAGGGGGCUUAUGGAGGCCCCUGAAAUGCGAUGGCCAGGUGGUUGAGCCUGACGGGAAGCCAAAGCUAGACUUGAUUCUGGCUGUCGGCGCCGAGACGGGGGUGAAGAAGGAACGUGUAUCGGAAGUUGUCGGGCAGAUCGAGAAACUUGGGUUCAAGACAAGCGGGGACUCACGGAGCGCCCGGUUACAUAUUCGGUUUCUCAUUGCCAAUGCUAUGCAGGCAUUCACUGCGCAGCCGUUGACGAAGCAGAUCCAGAGCAACCCCUUUGCCGACCGCGCCCUGCUCGCCGCCUUGAUCAUCCCGCAUCUCGAGACGUACCUGGAAACCCAUUCAAACGUCCGCUUCCUGCUCAUCGAGUACCCAUCAGAGCACCUCCCGACCGUGCUGGCCCUGCAGACUCUCAUCGGCGGCGAGAUGAUGAAAGUAGCGGGCAUCGUCAACAGCGAUGCGUCGACCCCGGGUCAGCCUCUAAAUUUGCUUGACGAGAACCGACUCCCCAGCGAGGGCUUCCGCUGUCUCAAUAGCCGGGAAUCAAGCAUAUCCGGCACUUUGGUGGAGCCCUGCUCCUUUUCGAAGGCCAAUUUUCUCCUGGCAUCCUCGGCCACCGGCAUCGAGACAACUGCUUUCCUCGCGGCGAUCCGCGAGAGUUUGAUUUCCGUGUCGGACUAUUACAGGCCCGAGCGCCCGUUUUAUAGACACCCAUCCUCCCAGUCCCCUCUACAGAAGGCUUACAGUAGUCUCCCCAUCGGCAGCAACUCCCACUCUUCACGGAAGAGAGCAUCCGACUCGACGUCGUUGAUGAUCACCCCGCCAUCCUCCCCAACCGAGUCGACACUACCCACGCGGCCAGAGCCGCAACCACGAUCCAACCACCGGAGCAUUCCGCCUCGUUCCGCCUCGAUCACAGCACCUUCAACAACAACACCCAGCAGGCAUCCUCAUACCACCCAUGCCAAAAGCGACGACGCGCCCAUGGACUCGCGCAUCCGCUGGGGCGAAGUCAACUACGCAGCCGCCCCUUCUUCUUCUUCUUCUUCUUCUUCUUCACCUCACUCCGUACCGUCGAGAACCGCCACCGCCAGCGGGAGCAGCAGUAGCCAUACCCAUACCCACAGCCGGCGCCAUCAGGAAAGAGACCCAAAGCCCCUUUCCCCGACAGCCGGGGAGGGGUUGGAAUACGAGGACGAUGAGGAUGAUGACGAUAUGCCUGACGAGGAAAUGAGGCGGCUGAUGCCGCUUUACUUGCGGCGGAGGGAGGAUGUUGAGAGGAUGCGGAGUACCAAGGCGUUCAAGUGGCUCGGCCUGGCUUGA
Messenger RNA from Parathielavia appendiculata, 2910 nucleotides. RefSeq lists its product as uncharacterized. Bases 1 to 2910 code for a protein of 969 amino acids. NCBI's taxonomy places the organism in Eukaryota, Fungi, Ascomycota, Sordariomycetes, Sordariales, Chaetomiaceae. The transcript is spliced from 2 exons. The record is from RefSeq and is a predicted model, not a curated record.